CUAGUCCCUUACCUUCAGUUGACCCACACCAUACCAUAGCAUACCAUGCUAUACCCACAUCCCCAUAUCUCACCCCCCCACACACACACUUGCAAAUAAAUAUAUAUUAAACUAAAACUAAGCAACUAGUUAUCACCUCAUCAUUUAUAAAUUGUCCCAACUAAGCAUAUUUCCUUUUCAAUUUUAUGAUAAUAACAAAAUAAUACAUUUACCUGGGACAGGUUCCCUCUAUAUAUACUCCCUCCUCAAAUAGCCCCUAUUCCCACACAAACACAAACACAAACACAAACUCUCUUGCUACUUCACACUUAAACAAACCAACCAACAACAAACCCUUACUCUUCUCUCUUCUAUCUUCUAUCCUUUACCCAUACAACAAAACAAAGCAUUUUUUUGAAAAGAAAAAGAAAAAAGGAAACAACAUGGAUGGAGGUAGUUACAUAGCUGAAAGCACCACAACUGAAUCACUCUCUAUUACCCUAUCUCCGGCGACGGCCACGUCAAAGAAGCUUUCGCCACCGCCGCCGGUGAAUAGUCUCUGCCGCGUCGGCAGCGGCGCAAGCGCGAUCGUUGACCCUGACGGCGGCGGAUGCGGCGGCGCUGAAGCCGAAUCCCGGAAGCUUCCGUCGUCGAAGUACAAAGGCGUGGUGCCGCAACCGAACGGACGCUGGGGCGCGCAGAUUUACGAGAAGCACCAGCGCGUCUGGCUCGGCACCUUCAACGAGGAAGACGAAGCCGCCAGAGCCUACGACAUCGCGGCGCAGCGGUUCCGCGGCAAGGACGCUGUAACAAACUUCAAGCCACUCGGCGGUGGCGCCGCCGCCGAUGACGACGACGACGUCGAGGCCGAUUUCCUCAACUCGCAUUCGAAAUCCGAGAUCGUCGACAUGUUAAGGAAGCACACGUACAAUGACGAGCUGGAGCAGAGCAAGCGCAGCCGCGGAUUCGUCGGCCGGAGACUCAGGUGCGUCGGAAACGCCGCCGGUAACGGUCCGUUGUUUGGCGCGUGUGGCGGGAAGGCGCGUGAGGUUCUGUUCGAGAAGGCCGUUACGCCCAGCGACGUCGGGAAGUUGAAUCGGUUAGUUAUACCGAAACAGCACGCGGAGAAGCACUUUCCGUUACAGAGCGGAGUUAGUUGCGGUAGCGCGUCCGCGUCAGCGUCGGCGUCGGCGGCGAAAGGAGUUUUGUUGAACUUCGAAGACGUUGGAGGGAAAGUGUGGCGGUUUCGGUACUCGUAUUGGAACAGUAGCCAGAGCUACGUGCUCACAAAGGGUUGGAGCCGGUUCGUUAAGGAGAAGAACCUAAAAGCCGGUGACACGGUUUGUUUCCACAAGUCGACCGGACCGGAUAAGCAGCUCUAUAUAGACUGGAAAGUCAGGAAUAAUGUUAAUGAGGUUGGAUUGUUCAACCCGGUUGGACCGGUUGUGGAGCCGGUUCAGAUGGUUCGGCUCUUUGGGGUGAACAUUUUGAAACUACCCGGGUCUGAUGCUAAUCCUAAUGCUAAUGCUAAUAAUAAUGCUACUACUAUUGGUGGGUGUUGCAAUGGCAAGAGGAGAGAGAUGGAACUGUUUACGUUAGAGUGUAGCAAAAAACCUAAGAUCAUUGGAGCUUUGUAACAUUACAUUAGCCUUUUUUUUUUCUUUUUAUAUAUAUAUAUAUGUUUUGUGACCGAUGAAAGAAAGAAUGGGAGGUGGAGAAAGGUACAAGAAUGGUGGUGUAGUUUCAAGUUGCAAAGGUGAAUUGUAUAUUACUUAAUUAGAAGAAAAAGGAAGAGGCUGAAAUUAGGUGUAACAAAACUGUACAAGAAAAAAAGAGGGAAGGAUAACUGUUUAAUUGUAUAUGUUCAUGAAUGUUUAUGGAUAAAUCUUGUG
Molecule: messenger RNA, 1871 nt
Organism: Gastrolobium bilobum
Lineage: Eukaryota; Viridiplantae; Streptophyta; Magnoliopsida; Fabales; Fabaceae
Product: AP2/ERF and B3 domain-containing transcription factor RAV1-like
Exons: 1
Coding region: 423-1616 (397 amino acids)
Biological process (GO): regulation of DNA-templated transcription
Molecular function (GO): DNA binding; DNA-binding transcription factor activity
Source: RefSeq, a predicted model, not a curated record